Messenger RNA from Cordyceps militaris CM01, 1191 nucleotides. Its product is annotated as protein kinase. NCBI's taxonomy places the organism in Eukaryota, Fungi, Ascomycota, Sordariomycetes, Hypocreales, Cordycipitaceae. The record is from RefSeq and is a predicted model, not a curated record. Bases 1 to 1191 code for a protein of 396 amino acids. The transcript is spliced from 5 exons. Gene Ontology annotation, molecular function: ATP binding; protein kinase activity. Gene Ontology annotation, biological process: protein phosphorylation; spliceosomal complex assembly; regulation of mRNA processing.
AUGACGACCCCUACAAAGAACUUCCAUCGCGUGCCAGACGCAACGCCUAUUGAAGAGGAGCUUCUUCCCCGGUAUAAGGCAGAAGACUACUAUCCUGUUACGACAGACCAGACUCUCAAUUCGCAAUAUCGCAUCAUCUGCAAACUUGGUCGUGGGGUGGGGUCGACAGUCUGGCUGGCCAAAGACGUGAAAACCUCCCAAUAUCGAGCUGUAAAGGUUUGCACCCGAACUACAGACGGUGCAGUUCCCGCACAAGCCAGCCAAGAGAUCGGCGUGGCCGGGUAUCUCCAGACAGCUCCUGUCCAGGAGCACCCAGGCAGACGUAGCGUUCGCACAGCUAUAGACUCUUUCACUCUCAACGGUCCUCAUGGAACUCAUACAUGCCUUGUCUAUGUGCCCCAAGGAAUGACUUUCACUGAACUCCGCGAGUACUUACCAGGGAACAGACUAGCAAAACGGAUGCUACAGACGAGCGUCCAAGUUCUUCUGAUCGCGAUGGAUUAUCUUCACAAAAACAGCAUUGUUCACACCGAUAUUUCUCCGAAUAAUAUCCUUGUUGGCGCAACAGACGACACGCCAUUCUCUCAACUAGAGAAGGACGAGCAUGCGCGCCCUGUUGCGAGGAAGGUUCUCCCCAAUAGAACAAUCUACAUGUCCCGUCCAGUGCCUCGGACCAAUGGGCCGCUUGUGCUGUCUGAUAUGGGCUCAGCAAGAUUUGGUCAGGAGACUUUUAUGGGCGACAUUAUGCCCGACGUCUACAGAGCCCCGGAGGUUAUUCUGGGCAUGGAGUGGUCCUCCAAAGUUGACUUGUGGUCGGUUGGUGUUAUGAUCUUUGACCUUUUAGAAGGGAAGCCACUGUUUCAUGCGAAAAAAAACGGCGUUCUUGAUGAUGAGCAGCACUUGGCGGAAAUGGUGUCUCUGAUGGGCAACCCGCCGCCCAAGUUCUUGCGACGCAGUACGAUCGGCGCGAGGUUCUUCGACGAUGCGGGCAACUGGAAAGGCUCCAUUCCUAUCCCGAACCAGUCCUUCGAAGACCGCAUCACCCAGAUUCAUGACGAGGACAAAGAGCUUCUGCUUGGAUUUGUGCGCAGCGUGCUUUGUUGGCUGCCCGAGCAGAGGCCGACAGCCGAAGAGAUGGCAUAUGAUGAUUUUCUCAUGCAAGCAUACUUUGCCGCACAGACAAAAAAUUAA